Macadamia integrifolia is the source of this 637-nucleotide messenger RNA. RefSeq lists its product as uncharacterized. NCBI's taxonomy places the organism in Eukaryota, Viridiplantae, Streptophyta, Magnoliopsida, Proteales, Proteaceae. The record is from RefSeq and is a predicted model, not a curated record. The transcript is spliced from 2 exons. The coding region runs from base 337 to 618 and encodes 93 amino acids.
CUAAGAGACAAGUUCCCGAUAAAAUACUCGCCUUUCUUGUUUUUCACCUCUGCCUUUCAACUUCGCGCACUCAGAGCUGGAGUAGACGAAGACCGCUCGACGGAGAAGAGAAGCACGAUCGACCUUGAAUCUGACUUUACUCUCAAGUUCGACCGACGGAAGACACUCGCCCUCUUUUUUCACCUCUGCCUUUCAUCUUUGCGCACGCAGAACUGGAGAAGAAGAAGACCGAUCGCCGAAGAAGAGAAGCACGAUCGCCGGAGAAGAGAAGCACGAUCGACCUUGGUUUCCCCUUUUAAUCUCUGCUCGUUGUCGCUCAAACAGAUAAGAAGUAAGAUGGCAUUUAUAAUGGAAUUUGCUGAGAAUCUGGUAAGGAGGCUGAUGGAGGACCCCAAAGAGCGGGAUCAAAAGUUCAGGGAGCAUGUUUAUGCAGUUCAUGAUCGAUGCAAAAAGACUAAAGAAAUGUGGAGCCUACCCAUCCGCCCUUAUGGGUUCUGGACAUUUGAGCGCCACAAUGCACAACUUGCAUGGGAUGCCCAAAUCAGCCAGGUCCCUGGACGCAGGGACCCCUAUGAUGACCUCCUUCAGCAGACUUAUGAGGGCAACGCCCGCAAAUGAGUAAGUGGUCUAUAUAGUU